CUCAGUGGCUGGCCAGCUAGGAGAGGCAUUCUCCAGCUCUCACAGAAAUCCUUGCCGCUUCCACGGUUGAAGCAACUGAGUGACUCAUUGUUAUCUAUCAGAAGAGGAGCCUUCAGUGCCAAAACCAGUUGAACAUUCCAUGCAACGAGUUCAUCGCAUCCAUUUGGCUUCAGUAGGUCAGAACUCUUUGUCACUAACACAGACAGGACUGACCAACCACCUCCCAGUAUUAGGACACAGCAGGCUGACAGACUUCUUCAUUCAGUGGUGGAGGCCGAGGAAUGAAUGACUGGCGACCGUUUAUCUAUGGAGGUCUAGCUUCUAUGACCGCAGAAUGUGGGACUUUCCCCAUUGACACCACGAAGACGAGGCUUCAGAUCCAGGGCCAGCGUAUCGAUGCACGGCACACAGAACUCAAGUACCGGGGCAUGCUCCAUGCCAUUUUCCGUAUCUUCAGAGAGGAAGGCAUCCAUGCACUGUAUUCUGGCAUUGCCCCAGCCAUUCUCCGCCAAGCUACGUAUGGCACCAUCAAGAUUGGAGUGUACCACACGCUCAAGAGGAUCGCGAGUCCCAGAUCUUCAGAUGAGACACUGACGAUCAACGUGCUGUGCGGUAUCACAGCGGGCAUCGUGUCCAGUGCAAUCGCCAACCCCACAGAUGUACUCAAGGUCCGGCUGCAGGCUCAGGGGACGAGCAGGGACAACAUGCUCUACGCAUUCCUCAACAUCUACCGCACCGAGGGGCUUCCAGGACUCUGGAGGGGCGUGUUCCCCACAGCCCAGAGAGCGGCCACCGUGGCUGGGGUUGAGCUCCCAGCCUAUGAUAUAUGCAAGAAACAGAUUAUACAUUCUGGGUAUCUAGGAGACACCAAGACCACACAUUUCUUAGCCAGUUUUCUAGCGGGUCUAGCUGGCGCUAUUGCCUCCAACCCAAUUGACGUGGUUAAGACACGUCUGAUGAACCAGAAGCGGUUGAAAACAGCAGUUAUCGGUGAUGGAAUCACGCCUGCAAUCUACACAUCAACUUCCCACUGCUUUGUCCAGACGGUGAAGACAGAAGGCUUCAUGGCCUUGUACAAGGGCUUCGUCCCCACCUGGGUCCGACUCGGGCCGUGGAACAUCAUUUUCUUUAUGACCUACGAGCAUCUGAAGAAGUCGUACUGAAGACAGUCACAGCCAACACAUCAAAUACUCUGUCAGCACGGGCUUGCUGCUUCAAACACCCGGAGUUCAGAGGUCACGCCACCAGGGGGAGAUAACUGUGGACUCUACUGCCAGAACACUUUGCUCAAGCCAACUGGAAUCUGUGAUACGGAUGAAUCUCCUUGAAUCCUCUUCCUUCAGUUCACAUUUUGACAACUUCUGCAACCGGUGAUGGUUGGACAGAUCAGAUUCCUGGAAUAAUGAUAUUCUACAUUAGAUCAAAAUUGUACUCUGACUAUAAUCUGUUUUGUACCUGAUUAGAAAGAUUAAUCUUUACGAUGUUUAACUAGAGGACAGACAAAAUAUGUCUAUAUUGAAUUAAUAAUUUGAAACCAAUAUUUAAUUAGAAUAUUGUCCAUUUGGGUUAUGAGAGGUUUAUGGUCUGGUCUAAGGGAGAUAACUCUGCACAGACGCACUUGCCCUAGUAGCCAUUUAACUAGUUAGGAUGUGGUGUGCAAUGGGAGCCACAAUUUUCUUGCUGUUACACAUGAUGGAGGCGGUCAGUCUUCAUCAAGAAGAGUUGUACCCAAGAUGUCUUCAUGGAUUGUUCUGUGAGUCAUUGCACUUUGCUGACUAACACUUAACAAAAUCUUGUUCACUAAGAGCUGCACUAGUUUUUGAGAAUACUGUUAUGAUGUAAAUGUACAUACCUUUUCCACCUUUAUACGAAAAUAGCAUUUUAAUGUGUUAGAAGGUAUAUUAAUCAAGAAUCGUUACAAAGAAUUUCAGAUGGCAGGCAACCUGAAACGGACGUCUUUCCUGGUUUUAUUUUCAUCUUUACUUCGUCAAGGACGGCAGUUUUGUUGUCCAGGCAUAGUGUGUGUGACAGAUUCAAGGCAUAUACAGAUCAUCAUCAUCAUAGUCAUCAGAUUUUAUCUCUAGAUUUUUAUGUUGGAAAUUAAUAAGACAUUGUCAAAUUCAUUCUUUGAAGUUAUUUGGUUUCAUAGUGAAAGUAGUCUGCUGGUUAGCCAUAUUAAUAUUUACAGAAGAGAAAGAAAAAUGGUAUUUCUUGUAAAUAAUACCAUCAGAUAGGAAACAGUAAGAUGUGAUAAUUUUGAAGUAUUUUACGGUUAUAUAUGCCACAUUCAGAGCUGCCCAAAUUAUUAUUUUUGCAGAAACAUUGCAAUACUGCCAUUGAUAAAGUGAAGUAUAUUUUGAUAUCAUUGACAAGUGAUUUGACUUUGUUGCAGGGUUAGUCAUAAGUACAGCCAAUUAAUAUUCAAUUAAUAAAAAAUCAUGAUUUAGCUUGUGAUUUGAAGAUCUACAGAUCUUGUGUUUGGUUGAGAACAGCAAUGCUAAACACAAGUUUUUAAUUAUAUUUGUCAAACCCAUACACAAUCAUGCUAGUGGUUACUAUGUAUCUAGGGCGAAUUUUUGUAUAUUUUACGGACCCCAUUUGUCCCAGAUAUGCCAACUGUUGGUGUAUUGUUUGUUUUUUUAAAAACAUUGAAAUCAGAGGGAACAGAUACGCCAGAAUCUUGGAUGUGUAUUCUGUAAAUAUCUUCGAAGAAGUGUGUACAGAUGUGAUGUUAAGUUUUGAAAUUGAUUUCUUCGUUGUACAGGUCAUUGUUUGCUGAAAAUACAGAAAGUAUAUAUUUUUAAGAUUUGAUCGUUUCUGUCUCAAAGACUUAUCCCACUUUCAUUGUAGUAAGGAGUGUCCCAUGAACUGGUGUGAUCUAAGUUUUGGCAAUAUGUUCAUAAUAACUCCUCAACAUCAGAUGAUUAUGUAUUAUCAUUUUUAUCACGAAGAUAAUUUUUCGUUCUUCAGACAACAAGUACUAUCGGUACAUUAAGUUAUUUUGAUUAAACAGUUGCUUGUUUUCUGUGCUAAAUAGAUUACAUUUGAUGUAAAAGUUGAGAUCGUUCCAAAUCACUGAAUAUUCUCAUUUUAUCAAAAUGUCAUUUAUUUGGUUUGUUGAUGAGUAUGAUAUUUUUCGGUCCCGGUUAGUGUUGUUUUUGUUUGUGUCUCAACUCCAUGAGGAACAUAUCUCACAUUAGUUUUGAAACAAGGCCCAAUUCCUAGUCUCUUUGUUGUGCUUCCUUGGAUUUAAAAAAAAAAACUUUUUUAUUUUUUUUCAAAAUUAACUUAGCUUUUCAUGGAUUUUGUUCAACGAUUUUCUUCUAUAUUUUUAUCUCCUAAAUUGAAAUCUUGGCCCCAACUACUGUAAAGCAACUUAUCUAAACUUCGAAGGGAUGGCCAAACCUUUGUGACUGCUCCAUGAGGUAGAUAGAUACCACGUCAUGUAUGAUUAACGUUCUGUGAUGUUUUAGUCUGAAGAGGUUUAUUUUUCUACAAGGCCAACUGUUUUUGUUUUUGUUCAUGGAUUUGCCUUGUUAGUGUGCUGAAAUACUGAAAGUGGGGACAGAUCCAUUUGUUUCCUAAAUAUGUCUUGACAUGAAACUUAGUGUACUUGGAGUGAAUACUGUUCUUGCAAUUAGACUGGCUUGUCCAUUGGACAACAAAACAAAUUGGUAUGGCCUCUUUUUUGCAUGCAAGGGUGUAUAUUUUGUUUUUUAAAAUUCCUGAAUUAUUCUUUUACAUUUGCAAAUUUCCACUAAAUUAUGUGAGUUCUGCUGAAGUUGUAAUUGACUGUAGAAAAAUGUCUUCCUACGGUCAGUGCUUAGAAAUUGUUAGUCUUGAUAUAGUCAGAAAUUUCAUAAGGGUCCAAUCGGCUAAAACAAUUGCACAUUUUGAUAACGCCUUGACAUAAAUAUUUUGUAUGAAAAUGAAUGGUAAAAUAUUAGGCUUGGUCCAAUUGUUUCAUAUUUCUAAUUGGUUUAGGUGUCCUUAUUUCAUACACUCCAGAUUAGCAUCAUAAGUGCCAAUCAGCAAGGACAAGUUUCUUGUUUUCACGUUAUUUUGCAAUCAAUCUUUGUCUCUCCAGAAUUGCUAUCUUCUAUUACAGGCCUUUGUUUGAGGGCUCUUUUCCGACUUGUGUUACACUGUACGAUGGUCGUGUAUCUUGUAGGAACGCAGCUGGGAUGAGUGAGUGUCUCCCAACAGGGACAAUAAACCAGAAUACAUCCA
Haliotis rubra (blacklip abalone) is the source of this 4230-nucleotide messenger RNA. Its product is annotated as kidney mitochondrial carrier protein 1-like. The coding region runs from base 282 to 1163 and encodes 293 amino acids. NCBI's taxonomy places the organism in Eukaryota, Metazoa, Mollusca, Gastropoda, Lepetellida, Haliotidae. The record is from RefSeq and is a predicted model, not a curated record. The transcript is spliced from 11 exons. Gene Ontology annotation, biological process: transmembrane transport.